This is a messenger RNA of Trichoplusia ni (cabbage looper), 1398 nucleotides long. RefSeq lists its product as uncharacterized. The record is from RefSeq and is a predicted model, not a curated record. Gene Ontology annotation, molecular function: oxidoreductase activity. Bases 518 to 1273 code for a protein of 251 amino acids. NCBI's taxonomy places the organism in Eukaryota, Metazoa, Arthropoda, Insecta, Lepidoptera, Noctuidae. The transcript has a single exon.
AAAGGAGAGCACUAAUAUUAUAAAAAAACCUGUUAUAAAUAAAAUAAUUAAUUGAAUAUUGCCGAAGCUCGAUGAAACAUAAUGUAUUAUAAACAUGUAUAUAUAAUUUCGAAAUUCGUUGAUUGAAACCAUCAAAUGCGAAGAAACAAAAUGUUAUCAGGACAGUUAUCAAAAGCAAUAAUCAUUUCUGUACAUUCGAAUAAUUGAUAUCAUGGUUUCAAAUAUUAGUCACUCUAGUAUACCAUAGUCUUGCGGAUAAAGGGUGCCAUUUAAAAUAUGCUUAUCAUUCACGGUUGAAGGCAGAUAAUUCAAAAAUUGCAAUUGUAAUCUUUAAUCGAACCAUAGGGCAAAAUUUUACCAUCGUCAUGAUUCCAUACAAGUAUGGGUGACCAUAAUCUUAUCAAGUAACAGAAAAACUUGCUAUAAAUUUGGGUCUGAGCUUGUAAGCAGCAUUAGCAUACUAGCUUAUCCACUAAGCGUUUCAGUUUUGAUUCACUUUAAAUCAUAAAACAAAACUAUGAGUUUCAAAAACAAAAUGGUGUUAAUCACUGGUGGGAGCUCUGGUAUAGGAGCUGCAACUGCAGAGCUGUUUGCUAAAGAAGGUGCUGACGUCGCUAUAGUAGGAAGAAACGAAGAAAAACUGAAGAAUACAGCUGAGAAAUGUGUGAAACUUGGCGCUAAAGUACUCAUCAUAAAAGCAGACGUCGCAGUCGACAGUGAUUUAAAAACAAUUAUUCCGAAAACUAUCGACAGAUUCAAUAAACUCGACGUACUUGUCAACAACGCUGGUAUACUGACUGCAGCAACAAUUGAAGAUGAGAACUUAAUGGGAACUUUUGACAAAACUAUUAACACAAACCUGCGCUCCACUGUCUACUUAACCAACUUGGCUGUUCCGUACCUGAUCAAGACUAAAGGUAAUAUUAUCAACAUAUCCAGCAUUCUAGGAGUGUCAACUCUUGGGAAACCUGAACGUUUGUCGUACUGUGUCUCCAAGGCUGGUAUGGAUCACUUCACUCGAUCUGCCGCAUUACAACUGACGUCAUCGGGUGUGAGGGUUAAUACUGUCAGUCCAGGAUCUACUAGGACUGACAUAGCAACGAACGCUGGUGUCCAGUCAUCUUGGGAGGAUACAGCUAAGAGAUUCAACAUAGAGAGAGUAUCGGAACCGGAAGAAAUUGGAGAUUUAAUAGUAUUCCUGGCCAGUGACAAGGCCAGGAGUAUAACUGGAUCCAAUUUCUAUAUUGACAAUGGUACUCUACUGAAGAAUUAAAGCAGUCAGUGAUCUUUGGAAACUCAUUUCGGUCAAUGAAACUCAUUAUGAAAUCUUUGUUCUUUUUUUCUAAUAUUGACAAUAUUUUUGGUAUUGUUUGUAAUAAAGACUGUAUCUAUAAUGUA